This is a messenger RNA of Dromaius novaehollandiae (emu), 5367 nucleotides long. RefSeq names its product zinc finger and BTB domain containing 40 (gene ZBTB40). Lineage: Eukaryota; Metazoa; Chordata; Aves; Casuariiformes; Dromaiidae. Gene Ontology annotation, molecular function: protein binding; DNA-binding transcription factor activity, RNA polymerase II-specific. Gene Ontology annotation, cellular component: nucleus. Bases 176 to 4003 code for a protein of 1275 amino acids. The transcript is spliced from 18 exons. Gene Ontology annotation, biological process: regulation of transcription by RNA polymerase II. The record is from RefSeq and is a predicted model, not a curated record.
CCUCCGUCACGUGCCGCGGGAAGGGCCCGCUGCCGCUUCAAAAUGGCGGCGCGCAGAGCGCGGCCCAGUGCUGCCGGGGCGGGGGGAGGAGGGGGGGGUGGCUGUUGUUGAAGCUUUAUUGUUCCCGCUGCCGCCCCGCGCCGUGUCCGCCGCGCCGCGCCCAAUAAAGGUAACCAUGGCAACGGCUCCGCGAGGCCUUCGCGGCCCGGUGCCGGCGACGCGGGCUCCGCCGAGGCCGCUGCGAGCUGGUUCUUGUGAAAACAGUGUGGACCCCGGAGCAAGAAGAGGCCAACAGACUGUAGGAGCCAUGGAGCUUCCCAGUUACAGCAAGCAGUUGCUGCAGCAGCUGUACGCUCUCUGCAAAGAGCAGCAGUUUUGCGAUUGCACCAUCUUCAUUGGGACCGUGCAUUUUAGAGCGCACAAGGUUGUUCUGGCUGCUGCCAGUCUGCUUUUUAAAUCCUUGUUGGAUAGCACAGACACUAUCUCCAUAGAUGCUUCUGUGGUGACCCCGGAGGAGUUUGCGCUCUUGCUGGAGAUGAUGUACACUGGUAAACUCCCAUUGGGGAAACACAACUUCACCAAAGUCAUCUCUGUGGCAGAUAGUCUGCAGAUGUUUGAUGUGGCUGUUAGUUGCAAAAACCUCCUCAGAGACCUCAUCAGUUGUUCAGCUCAGGAUCAGGUAGUGAGAGAUGUCUCCAGCCAGGCAGCAGACCCAUCUGCAAACAAUGUUGAAGCUAAUAAUCCUCCCCAAUCUGAGAAACCUCCUUCUGAAGUAAAAACAGAUACCCUGCUCCCUCAGAAAGCUUCCUCUUCUCCUGGCCCCACAGAAGCAGAAAUGGAAGCAGAUGUUUCUGGCCAGGAACUCACUGUGAAUCACACUUUGGUUCAUCAGGAUGUAAUGCCAAGUGACUCCAAAUCCUUCAGGGAAGAGUCAAGCUCUCAUUCAGAUCACCAUUCCCAUGCAGAGCGGGAUGGCUGUGUGGAAGAGGAGGUUGCUGAGCCCCUGGAGAAGAGAGGAAGAAUUGGUGAUUUAGCAGCAGAGAGCAAAAGCUGUAAACUGGAUUUCUUUCUUCAGUACGAAAGUGUUUUCUCUGAGGCCCUUUCUGAUGUCCAAACUGUGCUGAAAAGACUAGAAGAGUACCGAGAAAUUGAUGCCCCUCAAAGGGAGGCACUGGUGGCCUGUUUGGAAGAGAUGGAAGAAGAGUCUGUUUUCAAGAAACUGCUAGGCAAAGUGAAGGACGAGCAGAGCCUGGAUGCUCAAACCCUUGUGUCUUUCUUGAAGCUGUUUCAAGACACGAAUCCCAGGCUAAAAGCAGUGCUCUUGGAGAGGGACCUGGAUGGUGGAGAAGCCCCGCAGCAAACAGAGAGCACAGAAGAGGGAAAGACCCUGGCUGCUCUUUUACUGGAUUGCAGGGAAGAGCUUAUCCAGAGCGUGACACAGCUGAGCCCCAUCGUAGAGUUCCUGGAAACAGCAGAAGAGGGAUUCCUGACUGCCUCGGAGAAGCGGGUAGUUCUGGAUUGCUGUGAAGGCAGCUCUCACAGGGAAGCCAUGGAGAAUUUGCUCAAGAAGGUGGAUGAAGAGAAAACCCUGAAAGCUGAAAGUUUGAUCAAACUCCUUGGGGCUGUGAAAGGAUCAUUUCCUGGUCUCCACCUUCUGCUAGACAACUUGGUGGCAACAGCAGCUGUCUCUGAUGGCAAAGCCACAUGGAGCCCGGAGGAUUAUGGGGGCAAACUGUUGAGACAAUAUCGAGAAAACUUUGCGGAGCUUCUCACAGAUACCCAGACACUGCUGCAAGGGAUCUCUGCUGCACAGAACCUAGCACCUGGUGAGAGAGAGGUAAUGGAACAGAUUGUGAAGCGCGAGACUGGCUCAGGUGGUUUCGUCUCGCUGGUGUCUGCAGCGCUUGACGAACAGUCUCUGUCAGUGUCUGCCAUUUGGCAGCUGCUCUUGGCUGUGCGAGAGGCCGAAUUUCCACUGAACGUGCUCAUGGAGGAGAUCCAGAAAGAACCGGGCGCAGACUUUUUCUUCCAAGCAGUGGCCACCAGUGAAAGCACAGCCAUUGAGAUCAUACUGCGUCACAGCAAGCUGAUCUCGGAGGCCAUCAAGCAGCGAGCAGACCUGGAAGGCUUGGCUCCAGGGGAAGCGGGACUGACAGAAGCAGUAAAAGAGCUGCUAAGUAUUUCUGCUCAAAAAGAGAGCUCAGAGGCCUCCUUGAAAGCAGCUCUGAGUACAGCACAAGAGAAGUCCGUCCCAGCCAUCAAGAUCUGUCAGCUGCUAUGCAAUGUUCAUGAGUCUUUCCCAGACCUACAGCCAGUGAUGCAGGAGCUAGGGCAUGUGGGGCUCCUGACUGAGGGAAGCGGGGAGAAACCUGGGAUCAGGAAGUGGAAGGUGAACAGUGAAUCCCAAGUGGAAGCUCUGGACAAAGAGGAGGACAAGGCGGGAGGUGCCGGGGCCAAGGAGGCGAAGGAACCCCGAGAGAAAGCCGCUUCCAAGAAGAGUUUUGUCUGCAAAGCCUGUGAUAAGAGCUUCCACUUUUACUGCCGCCUAAAGGUGCACAUGAAACGUUGUCGGGUGGCCAGAGGAAAGCAAAUCCAGUGUAAGGAGUGCAAUGAGGUCAAAACAACAAAGAAGGAACUAGAGAAGCAUCAGCUGGAAGCCCAUGGGGCAGUGGGGACAGCCAAGAAGAAGAAGAAGCGGCUCCCUGUGACGUGUGACAUCUGUGGCCGAGAGUUUGCUCAUGCCUCAGGAAUGCAGUACCACAAGCUGACGGAGCACUUUGACGAGAAGCCUUUCUCCUGUGAAGAGUGCGGGGCCAAGUUUGCAGCCAACUCCACGCUGAAGAACCACCUGCGGCUCCACACCGGGGACCGUCCCUUCAUGUGCAAGCACUGUCUCAUGACCUUCAUGCAAGCCUCGGCCCUAGCCUACCACACCAAGAAGAAGCACUCUGAGGGGAAGAUGUACGCCUGUCAGUACUGCGACGCCGUGUUCGCCCAGUCCAUCGAGCUGUCACGCCAUGUCCGAACGCACACGGGGGACAAGCCGUACGUCUGCAGGGAGUGUGGAAAAGGCUUUCGCCAGGCCAAUGGGCUCUCCAUCCACCUCCGAACCUUUCACAAUAUCGAAGAUCCCUAUGACUGCAAGAAGUGUCGGAUGAGCUUUGCCACGCUGCAGGAGCACCGCAAGCACGUCCACGAAGCCCAUUCCCGGGAGUACCACCCCUGCCCGACCUGUGCUAAAGUCUUCAGUGCCCCAUCACUCCUGGAGCGUCACAUGGUGACCCAUGUUGGAGGAAAGCCCUUUAGCUGUGAGAUCUGUGACAAAGCUUACCAGCAGUUGUCAGGGUUAUGGUAUCACAACCGGACCCACCAUCCUGAUGUCUUUGCAGCUCAGAAUCACCGCUCCUCCAAGUUCUCCUCCCUGCAAUGCAGCUCCUGUGACAAAACCUUCUCUAGCACUACUGCUCACCGAAAACAUGUCAAGGAAGAGCACACAGAUGUGAAGUUCCACGAGUGUGAGACGUGCAAGGAGCUCUUCCCCACGGUGGCACUCCUGCAGGUCCACGUGAAGUGCAGGCACUCAGGCUCUCAGCCAUUUCGCUGCUUGUACUGCUCAGCCUCCUUCCCCUUCCCAGGGGCCCUGCAGCAGCAUGUCACUGCGGAGCACUUCAAGCAGACGGAGAGCACCUUCACCUGCGGGCUCUGCGGGGAGCUCUUCACCUCUCAGACUGAGCUGGAGGGUCACUACAGUGCCGAGCAUCCCAAGGUGGUUUUCACGGAAGCCCAAGCCACCACAGCCCAGAUCGUGCAGGUGAUUCAGACGUCAGAGCAAGGAGCAGCAGAGCACAUCAUCUCCUUCGACGAGGCCCAACUUGCUGGCUCCCAAGUCUUUGUGACGUUGCCUGAUUCACAAGUAAGCCAAGCUGGCUCGGAGCUGGUGGCAGUGACUAUGGAAGACUUGCUUGAUGACAAGGUCACUCUAAUUUGUGAAGAAACCAAAUGAGUGAGGAGUAGGCGCCCAUGCAUGGCCUCAGGAAUCCGUUGGACUGGUACAGGAUCCAUGCCUGGCCAUGCUGCUUUGGCAGUGAGAUUCAGGGUUUCCUUGGAAAAGCAAUCCCAGAUGUGUGACACUGGCAAAAGAAGUGAUAUGCAGCAAACAGCAUGGCCAAGGACGAAGGGUUUGUAAGCAUUCACAUGGGCCUGGAAAAUCUUCCUUCCCCUGCAGUCAGCAGCUGCUGGCUCUGGUGAGCUGGACCACUCAGCCCUCCCAGCUCAGGAAAAAUAAAGGAGGAGGAAAGACAGAAGAUGAAGUGUGUUGUUGCGUGGCACUGCUGCCGUGAGCAGAGUGGAAGGGGAGGAAACUAAUGCAAAGUUGGGGUGGUGUGGGGUGAGCAGACAAAAUAGCCUUUGAAACCAAAGAAAAUGUUGUCCUGAGAGUUUGGGGUGAAUGAGGGGGGUAGAGAUUUUUAUGGCUGAACCAACAAUGUUCUCCUGGGUAUCUGCUACUCUGCAGUUUGUCAGGACUGCUUUGUUGCUCCUCUUGCUCUCCCUUGUACUGCAGUGCUGCUUGUUGGUCCAGCUAGAAAAGUCUCCCUGAGCAGAGCCAUCAUUUGGACCUGUACUGAAGCAGAGACUUUUUGGGAGUUGUGUUAAAUGGCUCUGCCAGCCUUACAAAAGGAAACAGCAAGGUUUAGCAGAGGCAUAGCAAUGAGGUGGUGGGCUGCUGGCAUCUAUAAACCAGGCAGGUAGAACCAAUCCUUGUUUGUGGUGACAGGAUAUUGAAUCAUCUCUUCUGGCAGAUGUAUGCUGGCUGUCUUGGGUGUUCAGGAAAAUGCCUGCUAUGCCAUCCUUCUGUCAGGAUUGAUACAAGCUCUACUUUAGUCUCUUUUGCCUCCCAUCUGUGCUGUACCCAGAUCAGUGAUCGGAAGUUUAAUCAAGUUGCCAAUUAUCGACCAGCCCCUUGCGUGCGCAGCUGCCUGUUACCUGUCUCCUGGGAAGCCUGGCAAUACAUUGUGAAGCGCGGGUUUGAUACCAUCAGCGUUUGUGCUGUGGCUGUUGGCAUGACUGUCUGUUGAGGAGAAGGGUCAGAGCCAAGGCUGGACAACCAUGUCCUCUUUGUGAGCAGACAACAGCUCUGAGACCUCCUGGCCCUUCAUCUGGUUCACCUAGAUGCUGAAGCUCCUGCAUCUGAGGAGAAACGGCUAUUUCUGCAUGCCAGGGUCCCUCGUUACUCGUGUGUUUAAUACUGUUAUCGACGGAUUGGCACUAAUGAAGGUAUUUCUGUCUGCGCACAUAAUGACUGCCAUGAUUGCAUGUAGCCAUUCGCUAUGACAAACAAUACAUUGCUUUGUAAAGCACAUUCAGAUA